Helicoverpa armigera (cotton bollworm) is the source of this 3550-nucleotide messenger RNA. It is a transcript of the gene Acsl, whose product is annotated as Acyl-CoA synthetase long-chain. Gene Ontology annotation, molecular function: palmitoyl-CoA ligase activity. Gene Ontology annotation, biological process: neuron differentiation; long-chain fatty-acyl-CoA metabolic process; long-chain fatty acid metabolic process. Lineage: Eukaryota; Metazoa; Arthropoda; Insecta; Lepidoptera; Noctuidae. The record is from RefSeq and is a predicted model, not a curated record. The coding region runs from base 174 to 2321 and encodes 715 amino acids. The transcript has 14 exons. Gene Ontology annotation, cellular component: lipid droplet; plasma membrane; endoplasmic reticulum.
CUCAGUUUCCGAACGCGCAUCGCGCCGGCCGGACACACCGUGCGUUUGCCGAACAUUAGACUAAAGUUACUUUUUUUUCUCUCUUUUAUCGAGUGGCUGUGAUAGUCGUUAAGUGAUAUUUUAAUAUAGUUCUAGGUUACCAGUUACUGUUAAGCCGGUCGAAGCACACAGAAAUGUUUAUAGACGAGAAUGAGACGCCGGAGUCAUGGUGGGUGUCGGCAGUACUGAAGACCAUCCGCGCAGUAGCGCUGGUCUUCGACAUCCUCACCUUCCCCGUCCACCUCAUUGUACAGAGGCCGUGGAGGAAGCGAGCGCUAUCCAGACGAAUUAAGGCUCGUAUAAUCCAGACAACACAGAACAGCGUGACAGUGCGCUCGGUGUCGUCGCCAUGCGACCUGCACCUGCGGCUCAUCCGCGACGGCGUCACGUCCAUGGAGAGCAUGCUGCGAGCCGCGGCCGCGCGCUGGGCGGACCGGCCCUGUCUCGGUACGCGUACUGUGCUCAGCGAGGAGGACGAGCCACAGCCUAAUGGAAGAGUCUUCAAAAAGUUCAACAUGGGUCCGUACGAGUGGCGCACGUACGUGGAGGUGGAGCGCGAGGCGCGUCAGUUCGGCGCCGGCCUGCGCGAGCUGGGCUGCGCGCCAAGGCAGAACGUCGUCAUGUUCGCAGAGACACGCGCCGAGUGGAUGCUGGCCGCGCACGGCUGCUUCAAGCAGAGCAUUCCUGUGGUAACAAUCUACGCGACACUAGGCGACGAGGCGAUCGCUCACGGCAUCAACGAGACCGACGUGUCCACCGUCAUCACCACCUACGACCUGCUGCCCAAGUUCAAGAAGAUCCUCGCCAAGACGCCCAAGGUCGACACCAUCAUCUACAUGGAGGACCAGCUCAAGACCAUCGAUAGGGAAGGCUAUAAACCCGGCAUUAAGAUCAUUGGUUACAAAGAGGUCGUGCUGAAGGGAGCUUCCUCGAAAAUUGAGCCAGUCCCUCCGUCUCCCUCGGACACAGCCAUCAUCAUGUACACGUCGGGCUCGACGGGCGUGCCGAAGGGCGUCAUCCUGUCGCACCGCAACAUGCUCGCCACGCUCAAGGCCUUCGCCGACGCCAUGCCUAUCUUCGACGGAGAUGUGCUCAUGGGAUUCCUGCCCUUGGCUCAUGUCUUUGAACUGCUGGCUGAGAAUUUGUGUAUGAUUGGAGGCGUCCCGAUCGGCUACUCGACGCCGCUGACGAUGUUGGACACGUCCAGCAAGAUCAUGAAGGGCACCAAGGGAGACGCCACCAUCCUGCAACCCACCUGCAUCACCACUGUUCCUUUGAUAAUGGACCGCAUCAGCAAGGGCAUCACGGACAAGGUGUCCCGCAGCGGAGAGUUCGCCAGCGCCUUCUUCAAGUGGGCUUACACGUACAAGCAGACCUGGAUGCGACGCGGGUACGACACACCCAUACUCAACAAACUGAUGUUCUCCCGCAUCCGUCAGCUGCUGGGUGGCAAGGUGCGCAUGAUGAUCUCCGGCGGCGCCCCGCUGUCGCCCGACACACACGCGCAGGUCCGCAUCUGCCUGUGCUGCGACGUGGUGGCGGGCUACGGGCUGACGGAGACGACGUCCUGCGCCACCGUCAUGGACCCGCACGACCGCUCCACCGGCAGGGUCGGGGCACCUACCACCGGCACUGACAUUCGUCUACUCGACUGGGAUGAGGGCGGCUACCGCGUCGACAACAAGCCGUACCCACAGGGUGAAAUAGUGAUCGGCGGCGACUGCGUGGCGGAGGGCUACUACAAGAACCCCGAGAAGACCAAGGAGGAGUUCAUCGACGCCGAGGGACGGCGCUGGUUCAAGUCCGGAGACAUCGGCGAGCUGCACCACGACGGAUGCAUUAAAAUUAUUGAUCGCAAGAAGGACCUAGUAAAACUACAAGCCGGCGAAUACGUGUCCCUCGGCAAAGUGGAAGCGGAACUCAAGACUUGUCCCAUCGUGGAGAACAUCUGUGUGUACGGCGACAGUUCCAAGUGUUACACGGUGUGUCUGCUGGUUCCUCACCCGCAGCACCUGGCUGAGCUGGCGGCGAGGGCUGGUCUGCCGGAGAUGGACUUCGAACAGCUGUGCCAGAACCCUAGUGUUGAAAAGGCUGUGGUGAAGGAGUUGGCGGAUCAUGCUAGGAAAUGCGGCUUGGAGCGGUUCGAGGUGCCGGCGGCGGUGAAGCUGGUGACGGAGGUGUGGUCGCCGGACAUGGGGCUGGUGACGGCCGCCUUCAAGAUCAAGCGGAAAGACAUCCAGGAGCGGUACAAGGAGGACAUCAAGCGCAUGUACGCCUCCUGAACAUUCUGUACAUAUUCACUUUACCUCUAAAUAUCCUAGUGUGUAUUAUUGUAAUACUAAAUUUUCGCUUGUGAGACUGCGGACGGAUGAUCGGCACGUUCAAUGUAUAAAAACUAAGUACACCGUUUGACUGGUCGAACGCUUCUGAUGAGAUUCUUUGUGUAAAUUUAAAAUUAUGUAGAUCUGAUGUGGUGAAUGCGCUGCGCGUGAUUGGGGAGUAAAUUUUACGUCAUUAUUAUAGGAUUCCUCGGAUAUCGUGUAGAUAUAUUGGCCUAGCAUCUCAUGUGUAGAUAGCUAUUGUCCCUACCAUGAAAACCAUAGUUUUGUUCCUACGCGUUUUUAAAAGACAAAGUAACCGUUUCGUGGUCGGGACGAAACAUCGCUAGACUAAGAUAAUUGUAUUAGUACUUAGGGGGAUCGGGGAUAGUGUUUGCAAUCUAAUAAUAAUAAUUUUGCAAUAAAUACAUUUUUGUUCAUCUGUUUAUUUGUAUUAUAAUAAUGAUGACUCAUUUAAGAAAUGAGUGUUCAAGGCGAGCUCAUUGUGUUGCAUAAUGUUAGCAAAAUGAUAUGUUUUAAUGUAUUAAUGUAGUACGAUUAUGUUGACACAUGAUGCAUUCGUACAAGCAUAAUAAAACAUUCAUGAUUAUUUGUAGUUAACUAUAAGAAAACUUAUUAAUUACUUUGUGAAUAUCAUGUAACAAUUUUAUCAUUGUACAACUACGUGAGGCGUAGUGAGCAAGAUGUGUGCGUGUCAACAUAAUUAGAUCGGAUUAUAAAUUUGUUGAUUAGUUUUUAUUGUUUUGUAAAUCAUGGCUGAUGUUAUAGUUUAGCGUGAAACUACGGACAGGUAGGGCUAGUCAGUGUUACUCAACAAUGUUGCAGCAUUUUAACUUCUGGCCGCAUUUCGCUGAGCAUUUACAAUUACAUCCCUUUUUAAUAUAAUACUAUUUUAAAUAAAUUGAGUAAUAUAAUCAAUGUUACCUGAACAAACAUAAAAUUCCAUUGAUGUAUUUAAAUGUGAGAACUCGAGUGUUACUGUACGGUAUCUUUAUAUUUUUCGAUGUAAUCAUAUUGUAAUAAAAUAAAUUGUAACAAUCUUGAUGUAACAUCAGUGUAUGUUGGUAGGUCGUUUGCUCAGUUUGACUGUAACUUUGUGUUUGAAAUUCUUAAGCAUUGCAAUGAAAACCAAUUUUGUAUUAUUUAUUGAAUAAAUGUUAAUAAAAUCAUUA